Molecule: messenger RNA, 9423 nt
Organism: Biomphalaria glabrata
Lineage: Eukaryota; Metazoa; Mollusca; Gastropoda; Planorbidae
Product: polycystin family receptor for egg jelly-like
Exons: 39
Coding region: 176-7852 (2558 amino acids)
Biological process (GO): detection of mechanical stimulus
Cellular component (GO): membrane
Molecular function (GO): calcium channel activity; protein binding; calcium ion binding
Source: RefSeq, a predicted model, not a curated record
AGGUCUAACAAUGUGCCAGGCUAACGUAUAUUAAUACGUGAUAUGUAACAUAUUUAGGUUAUAUUCACACGAAGAUUUACAUCUACAUCUUGAAUGAAAGUUAAUAAGUGACUAUUUAUUUUUAGUUUCUUUUUUUUUUUCUUCAGUGACAGACUAUCUGUUGGUCAAUGUCAGUAUGAUCAAGCCUCUGGAGACUACUACGACAUCCAAUUACACGGUCGACAACACAACACAAUUCCCAUCCGUUGACACAACCCAGACAACUCAAUACACCACAGCAACGUCCCCUAUCGUUACUACUGCAACAGAAAACGCCAUCAACACCUCACUAGCCUCUGUCAAUGAAACAACCCAGGAAACCCAAUAUACCACUAGCAUUUUCCAAACAACCCACACUGGAAUUACCCAGGAAACAGAAUACGCCACAAAGAAUCUGACCCUAACUCCACGUCCUGUGCUCAAAGGACUAACAGUUGACUGUGACCCGGUGUUCCCUGUAAAAGUAGAAUCUAUCGUCAAGGCAAACGUGACGUUUGGGUUGAAUGUAACUUUUAAAUUUCAGAUAACCUUAGCCUCCAGUACUGUAGCUUGCAAUCAAACCAUCAUCAACAGUUUGUCAGCGAUGGCCAGUUUCACUCCAUUGUCCUUAGGUCGGUACACUCUUCGUGUAACAGUCACGUCAUCAUGUCUAGAGAAACUGGAAAAAAAUGUUUCGUUUGCAGUCAUUUCUCCUAUAGAGCCAAGUGUUAUAGAUUUAAGUUAUGAACCUUCAGAUCACAGAAGUAGUACUGGUGUUUUCUAUCCUAAAGAUCUCGUUGGCAUAGCGUUGAAAGUUGUCAAUACAGCAACUUAUAGCUCUGACAGACCAUCUACACCAAACUGUACCAUGGACUGGGGUGAUGGCACCCCCGAAAUUCAAACUUAUGACGUCGAUUUAAGGCCAGACACAAAAACCUUGUAUAUUUACACCAAAAAUUAUAUCUACACUGAAGUAGGAAAAUAUACAGCCUCAGUGAUGUGCGAAAAUCCUAUUUCAAAAGUUCAAGGUCAGGUCACAUUUCAAAUAGUGUCUCCAGCUAUUCACUCUUCUGUUGAAGUCUUAAGAAAUCCAGAACCUUAUCCUGUUGAUGGAAACGCCGUUGGGUCAAUCAAGAUUAUCCAAAAUUGUUUAAAAGGGGAUUAUCCUGAUUUGUUGAUUACUAUAGAUUUCGGGCCUGGAGAAUCCAAUGAGUCCUUCACAUUUUCAGAAAAUAAAACAUUAGUUGAGCAUACGUUUGUCAGAAGAGGGAAUUACCGAAUCAAUGUGACCUUCGAUUCCUUUAAUAUGUCGCACUCUUCAGUGGUGAGUCUACGCAUUGGAGUCUUGGUUGAUUUUUAUCAAGAAAAACAUCGCUCUAUGGUUAGAAUCAACGAACAGACAAAAUUCAAACUUGUUAGAUAUUUGUGGGACUCAACUCUAAUAGUAGACAUCGAUAUGGAUCCAGAACUAUCCAAUGCAACAAUGCCACCAGAUGUAAGCGUAGUUGAUAUCAAUGUCACUUACUCCGGUGUAGGAAUGAAGAGAGUUACGGCCAGCACUGAAGUGUACAAUAUUACAGAAGAAAUUUACUGUGACUUUGAAACAUACGUGCCAUGUAUUUCAACCAUUGACUUGUUUGAAUCAACCUACAGAGACCCGACAACGCCAUUAAAAGCCUGGCUGACAACGCUUCCUAAAAUUAGCGGCAGGUCUGAAAGAACCAGUGCCUGCGACGAAUCGGAUCAGUUUAAUAUAACAUGGCAGGUCUGGAAGAACACUUGGGAGUUGCCUCCAAAUCUUACAUUGAGUCAUCAAGACUUAGUUAAAAAUUAUACAUGGAUCAAAGAAGACAUUACCCAACCUAAAGCUAUUGUUAUGGAUUUUGUCUAUAUCAAAUCAUCAGGUCUGUAUAAACUUGAACUAAACAUUUCUGUUAUUGGUAAAAGGGAGAAGGAAUCAGACGAAAUGUAUUUAGAAGUUGGACCUCCGCCUCUUGUGGUCAAGAUAGAUAAAGGAAUAUACAGACAAGUCAUAAUUGGCAAGGAGUUGCUACUGGACGCUAUUUCAGUGUCUUAUGAUCCACCGUUGUCUCCUGCAGACAGUGAGUUAUCCUUUUCCUGGUCUUGCUACAAACUGUCACAUCCUGAAAGUAUCACAAGAUAUGCCUUGCCUUAUUACCACAACGAUCUCAGCUACAGACAGCUGCCAACGUGUAACGCCAUAAUUACACCAUCAGAAGGCAAGAUGACUAUUAGUACGACGGCGUUCCGAGUGAACGAGUUAAUACUCUUUGAAGCUAUUAUAACAAAGGACAGCCGUUUUGAAAUAGCCACCCAAACUGUCGAACUAUUAGAUUCCGAUAUUAUUGAAGUCUUUAUAAAAUGUAUUUGGAACUGUGAUAGAAAACUCAGUACAGAAGACAGAACUGUGUAUGAAGCAGAAAUAAAUAAGUGUUCCAGGUGCACUUUCAGAGAUGUAUAUGAAGCCCACUAUAAAUGGUCUGUGUAUAAAUAUGAUCCUCAAGGAUUUUCACUUCAAGAGAUUCCUGACACUUACUGGGGAACAAAAAUAACAUCAAACCAAAAUAGCAGCAGAUUCGAUACAGAAGGUGGCUGGUGGGAAGAGGCUACCACUUACCUUAUAGUUCUUAAUAUUAAGGUCAGCAAUUAUGCUGAAUCCAAAGCCAUGCAUGUUGUGUAUACCAAUGUUAAGCCUUAUGGUGGGACAUGCACUGUGAAACCAUCUAGUGGAAAAGCUUUAGAAACUAUCUUCUCAUUUAAAUGCACUGAUUGGAAGGAUGAAGAGAUGCGACCCACGAAGAGUCAACUGGAUACAAAUUUUGGUCUACAGUAUUCAGUUUAUCAGACAACAUCUGCUGGAUUUCAGUUGGUUUAUUUUGGAAGUGAGAUUGAAGCCUCAACUCUAUUAUCUGAAUGCCCAAACUCUGCAUUAACUUGUGGAGUGGUUGUAAAUAUUAUAGACAUUUUUAGGACCAGAGUUAAUUAUACUCUCAAUGUUCAGAUCACACCAAAAUAUAACCAGCCAACUAUUUCAAGUUCCUCUGCCAGUGAGAGUGUGGAUGAUAUUACGUUUGAUAUGAUGAAGAAAAUGAACUCCAGUAUAAGUGUCAGAGAUUCUCUCAAAAUUGCUAAAAGAGCAGCAACUCUGACAUCUUCCCUCUCAUCUAUGACUAAAUCUGUAAGUCAAGAUCAAGUAACGACUACUACCACAGUAAGUCCUUUGAAUAAUCCAGUGGACUCAUCCUUUUCUGAGACUGCAACAAACCUAGUAGAUAUAGUUGGAGUUAUAAUUGAUAAUUAUCAUGCCAGAUCUCCUGAAGAAAUACAAAUGAUGGCUAACUCCAUGUCAGUUCUGACUAAUGACACAAAACUGAUGACAACUGAUUCAAUGGAGACAGCUUCAAAUGCUGUACAGACUUUGUCCAGUAAAAUACAAAAUAUGGAUUCCAAAUUGCCAGACUUAAAUCAUUGCAUGGAGGAAAUAACAGAUGUUAUCCAUAAUAUCGUAGAGUUCCAGUCAAUAGACAUAAAUAAGCUCUUUUCUGAUAUUAAACUGAAGGCUUUGGAGCAGGGACUCAGUGACUUAGAAGCUCAGAGUUUCAUAGAAUCAGAGACAAUGAAAUUUGAACUUCAAAUUUAUGAAAAAUCUGGACAGAUUGACAGCAUUGCUAGCAAUAUUACAUCCUCAUGGGAUCAACUUCUGACAGUGCUGCCUAAAAUGGAAGACCCUACUGGAAAGUUUAAUAAAACUAAACCAAGUUAUUUGAUGAAAACCCAAAAGACCACUAUUGCUGACGUCAAAAACUCAACAGAAUACAGUCCACCUCUGGGGUUUACUUUUGAUGGGCUGGAUGUUGGUGAGGAGAAUUUGUCUCCCAUGGUUGUUAAGGCUGUGAAGACCAAGAAUAUAUUUAUACAAGGACAAAAUUCUAAAUUUAUCAAUGCUGACAUCAUUAUUGGUUCUGUUGACGACAGUGAUGGUAACAAAUUGAAUUUAUCAAGUCCUAAGGUCAUCCAUGAGACAGAAGAAAGUAACUGUAGCAUGUCAGAAGCUUUAGAAACAAUAAAUCCUCAAUUUAUUGAUGGUGAUGCCUCUCAAAUGUUUUAUCACCAAUUUGAAUACACACAAGCUCAUUUAUUCUUCUGCUUGAAAUUGCGCCCUUUCAACCCUUUGCUUGCUUACACCUUGUAUUUAAGAAUGGACAUUGAGCCAACUGAUAUAGUCUAUGACAAGAAAAAGCAGUUGACCAUUAAUAUGUUCCAACCUUGUGAAGAAAUUUGUUUUCCACCAAAUACAUUUUCAAGAGUUGGGACUGUUUAUGUUGGACUAAAGCCUUCUUUAAAUGAAACAGCCCUUAGGUUAAGUACAAACAUUCAAAAGAGAUCAGAUUCUUACAAUUUAAAUGAUGCAUAUUUAUUUGGUGUGACAACAUCUGCAUGUUUCUCAUGGAAUGAUACAAUCAAAGACUGGCAAACUGAUAAGUGUAAGCUGACUAAAGAAAAAGGCAAUGUGGUGUGUACCUGUGGAGAUGGAAAAGAAAUAAUUAGUGCAGUCUCUUUUAAUUUUGAACCCAAUACAAUUCACUUUGGUACUGUCUUCAGCAAGUUUGACAUUAAAGCUCAAGGCAUAGUCUUUGGUGUACUGAUCACUUUGUAUGUAAUGUUUACCCUGACAGGAUUUUGGGCUCACUAUAUGGACAAAAAAGGAAUGCUUCAGUGGGGCGUGUUCCCAUUGGUUGACAACUAUUGUCAUGACACAUACUUCUACCUGAUCACUGUCCACACUGGGCUCAGAAGGUCUGCUGGGACAAAGUCAAAUGUUUACUUCUGUCUAUCUGGACAAGACAACGAGUCUGGCAUCAGAAAGUUAUCAGAUGGAAUUAAAGAAGGUUUCCCAUCUGGCAGUGUGUGCCAUUUUGUCAUGGCCUGUGAAGAAUGUUUAGGGGAUUUACAAUGUAUAAAAAUCUGGCAUGACAACUCAGGUAAAGGUAAUGAGGCUACAUGGUAUUUGGAUCAAAUCGACAUUGUGGACUUACAGACUGCUAAAAGCUAUUUUUUUGUCUGUGGGGAAUGGCUGUCACCAGAAUAUUCAUUAGAAACAUCCAUAGCUGCUUCUUGUGUUGAUGAACUGGAAACAUUGAAGAAUCUAUUUUUUUCUAAUACAAAAAAGCAUCUCACAGAUGACCAUAUAUGGCUAUCUGUUUUCAUUAGACCACAGAAUAGCCGGUUCAGCCGAGUUGAAAGAUCUCUGUGUUGCCUUGCAUUCCUUUUUCUUGCCAUGAUAACUAGUGCUAUGUUUUAUACUGGAGUUCCAGAUGCUAGCCGAAAACAGCCAAAAGUAGAUUUUGAAAUAGGACCCUUAAGAUUAGGAUACCAGCAGAUGUACAAUUCAUUUCUCUCUGCAUUGAUAACAGCCAUCCCUAUGCUGAUAAUAAUGAUGAUAUUUAGAAAAGCCAGAACUAAAUCAGACCCACCUGUGGCAGGUUGUUUGGGAAAAAACAAAGUUACAGAAAGUAAACAGAGUCACAUUGAAGAAAUUUCAGGUAACAAGAAUAAAGAGACUAAUGUAAAGAAAAAAUGUUGCCAAUGUUCCUUGCCUUGGAUGGUUAAAUUAGAAAAACAGUUGGAGGCAAUGGACAAAAUAUUAUUGAUUAAAUCUAGUUCUGAAGAUCUGAAAGGCACAUGGCCCCAACCAUUUCGUUACUUUGCCUGGGUUUUAGUGGUUCUGACUGUUUUAGUCUGUAGUUUCUUUGUGAUACUGUACAGCAUGGAGUGGGGACAAGAUGUAACCAAAGAAUGGCUGACUACUUUCAUUCUAGCUUUUUUACAGUCUCUCUUUGUGCUGGAUCCUUUUAAGGUUUUAGUUAUUUCAGUCAUUCUUGCUUUGUUGGUGAAAAAAGUCAAACAGAGGAGUUUACAUGAGUUAGAUUUAUCUCUCAUUUCUGAAGUCAACAAGGAGUAUGGGUUGAAAGAAAAUCGUGACAUCUCUUCUAAUUUGAUGGUCCAAUCAGCUCCAUUGUCACACUCAGUCUUAAAGAUGGCGACACUGAGACGCAAAAUUUAUGUGAUGAUAAAAAAUACCUUGACAGAGUUCCUUAUUCAUGCAAUUUAUCUGUUGAUAGUCAGCAGUCUAUGUUAUACUAAUCACAGCACUGACGCUUAUCAUUUGUAUAAAGUUAUUAACGACCAACUCAUUACAGAUACUACAGCUGGUUUUAUGAAUAUUAAAUCAAGUGGAGAAUAUUUUGAAUGGUUAACAGAAAGUCUAACACCAUGGCUACUUCCAGAGUUAAAUAGAAAUCUUGAUGAAAGUAAUAAAGAUAAACAUUUAUAUACAGAAGUGAAUGAUAUCUAUCUUAUGGGAGCAGCAAGAAUGAGACAAUUGCGUAUUCAAAAAGUGAACUGUUCCUUGUUAGACAAAAAACUCAAAAUCUGUAUUCCAAGUUACAAUUCUGGUGUUGAAGAAACUGAUAGUUUCUGUUUGGGAUGGAAGCCAAAACCUUGUUCUAAGUUGGAGACUUUUAAAAUGUUGUCCAGUAAAGCUUGGACUUACAAAUCACCACAAGAAAUUUGGGGUCUUCCUAUAGAUGGGUCAUACAGUGCUUACAGUGGAGGAGGAUAUGUGUCCAAUUUACUUAUUAAUGCCAAGCUGACUUGGGCUCUCAUAAAAGAAUUAAAAGAACAAGCUUGGAUUGAUCAACAAACUAGAGCUGUGUUCUUGGAGUUUACAGUUUACUGUCCUAACAUCAACCACUUUGCUGUUGUUAUUCUUCUAGCAGAGUUUACAGAAAUAGGAGGAAUUGUUCCAUUUGUUAAUGUGUAUCCAUUCACUGUCCACAACCCCUCAGGUCAUCUUGGAACUUAUGUCCAACUGUGUCAAAUCACUGGGAUAGUCUUAACAAUACUUGGUGUCAUGUAUGUUGUCUUUAUAGUUGGCAAGAAAAAAUUGUCUGCAUUUAAAGAUAUUUGGUUUCUACUGGAUAUGACUGCUGUCAUCUUAGCAUUGUGUGCUGUCAUUAUGUUCUUGCUACGACUCAGUUAUACAAAAUCUGCUUUGAAAAAGAUGUCAGAAAACCGAAGAAACUACAUCAACUUUUACCAAAUAGUUGUCUGGGACUCAGUGUACACUCUAUGUCUGGCGUUUCUUGUUGCCAUUGGUUACAUGAGAAUGUCUAAACUUGCCAGUUACUCAGACAGAACUAUGAAAGUGUUUAGCGUCCUGUCUAAUGCAGUGAAAAUAUUCCCAAGUUUCUUUUUCUUCAAUGUUAUAGUACUAUUUGGCUUUAUAGCUACAGGAUGUGCUCUAUUUGGAAGAACAAGCUAUUAUUUUAAAGACCUUUGGACCACUGCGGAGACACUUUUCACUGGUUUACUUGGACGAUCAAGCUUUAGAGAUACCAAUUUGCCCUAUUCAGACCAGUGGAUGACAAUCCUUUACUUUUGUUUGUUUGUGUUUAUUGUUGUUAUUUUUUUGACCAACUACUUCAUUGCAAUCCUCAUGGACUUACUUGUCAGUGAUGAAAGGACUCGCCAGAAUAUGGAAUCCACCAAAAUUUUUAUUGUCUUGUGGGACUCAUUUUUGAACUUGUUUGGGAGAAGAAGAGACCCUACUGACAGGUUACAGGAUCUCAUUCAGGAUGAUAUGUUGGAGGAUGAAGAGAAAUCAACUGACAUACAAGACAUAAUGGUCAAAUUCCAGAGAAAAUUUCAAAGGUUAAUCAAUGGACUCACCACAGAUAUCAAUCCUUAUUUAAGAACAAAGGAAAACUUUUCUGCCCUGAAUGAAUCAUUGACCAGGGGUAUUUUUAAGUGACUUUGAAAGGAUAGAAUAUCAAAAGUUAGGGAUGAUUGGCUUAUUUUAUUUGUCACUCGUUUGAAUAUACUUUGUUUGGCAAGCUUAAAGGGAGGACUGUAAAAGGAGUUCCCUCAGAAACCUUUUUUUUAAAUCUAAAGUCACCAGGCUGCCUUAACUGGCAUAGUGAAGAACAGCUGGCAGCUAUUGGUUCCAAAAAGCUGAAGAUCUCUUAGGCCCAGAUACACAUCUGAGACCAAAAGGAAACUUAUUGUUGAUAACAGGUGUGAAUGAUGAAAAGAGAACUUGUAUCAACCAUUGGCAGACUUUAAGACCAAUCUUAUAAUAUGUAGUGUAAUUCUUUAAACAUUACUUUUUUUCAAGUCUAAUUUCUGUAAUAUUUUUUUUUACAUUAUAUCAACAAGUCUAUACAUCCUUUGAGAUCUGUUUUUAUGUGCUCUUUUGUAGUGUAGAAAUAAGAUAUUUUUGUUAAAUAACCAUAAUACUAUACCAAAAGAUUAUUUAUGUAUGUUUCUACAUUAACUAUCUUUCAAACCAAAAUGCUGAGUUAAUAUAGACAGGAGACAUGAUUUUACAGUACACUAAUUCAGAAUAUAUUGACAGAAUGAAAGACAGUAGAGAUGAUAUAUAAAUGAAAACAAAGAGAAAGCGUACAUAUCAACAUAUUUUCUCCCAAACUAGAAAGAAAUCAUAAAUGUGUUACUGUCUUAUAAAAAUUGUUCAGGUCUUUUGGCAGGCUGUUUGUUCAGUUCUAUACGUAGAUCUUUUUGCUCUGAACUUUUCUUCGUAAAUAUAAAAAACUAAAGUUUCCUUUUCAGACCUUGCAAUCUAUAGGGCAGAUGAUGUUAAGGUCAUCUGUUUCUUCGACCAAUGGUUAACGAGUAGCUAGUCAUGUGUCCAGCACAGCAAACAACUGCCUUUACUUUCUUCAACCCAUUAGAGUUGGGUGGACUCAGGGGAGCCCUAAAAAUACCAAAAUUCAAAAGCCAGUCUGCACCAGGAUUUGAAUCUAGGACCCCAGGUUUAGAAGCCAACCCCCCCCCCCUUCAUAAAUAUAUUUUGUUUUUCCUGUGAAUCUUUUUCUUCUUCUGUCUGGUUCAAAUUUUGUUCACUUUAUUUUCUCCCACCUCCCAUUGUCAUAUAAAGUUGAAACUUUGCACAAUUAUUCAUUGUCAAAGAAUUAACCAAUUAGGUAAUUAAUUUUUGUUUUUAUAGAUAAAAGAGAUAAAUCUUGCAGUAUUAAGAUAUGGCAGUAAUUGCAUACUUUUUUCCACUGUUUAAGCUUUGUUUUUAAUUUUUUUUUUUUUAUUAUAGGCUACUUGUAUCAUUUUAUGUAUUGUAUAAGUUUACAUAUGAGUAACUUUAGUAAUUUUCAAAAUAAUAAAUCUAUUGUAUUAUGUGAAGGAGUAAGAUACUGAUACAAAUACAAAUUUAACAUUUGAUUAAUUAUUAUGAGUGCAUAAAUUGCAUCUAAAGUCUAUACUCACAUCUGAAUCGAUCUUAAACACUUUAAUAUUAAAAAAAAACAUCUUAUUUAUCAUUUCAUUUUUGUAAACACUUGUAAUAUUUUU